Messenger RNA from Penicillium brevicompactum, 501 nucleotides. Its product is annotated as ankyrin repeat domain-containing protein. NCBI's taxonomy places the organism in Eukaryota, Fungi, Ascomycota, Eurotiomycetes, Eurotiales, Aspergillaceae. Gene Ontology annotation, molecular function: RNA binding; RNA nuclease activity; protein binding. The transcript has a single exon. Bases 1 to 501 code for a protein of 166 amino acids. Gene Ontology annotation, biological process: RNA processing. The record is from RefSeq and is a predicted model, not a curated record.
AUGGUGGCUAUGGAAUAUCGACAGCACGAGAUCUUGCAAUCGCUCCUCUGCGAUCCACAUACCAACGUGAACAUCGCAGAUAAGAGUGGGCAUACUCUUCUCCACCUUGCUGUGAUUUACGACGAUGUGAGGGCGGUCGAAAUUUUGCUGAAGCACAAAAAUGUCAACAUCAAUGCUCGAGACAGCAACGGCGAUACUGCACUUCUACUGGCUGCCAAGAUCCACAGCUGUGAUCAGCCCAAUAGCAACCGGAUACUUGAUUCACUGUUGUCGCACAAAGACAUUCGAGCCGAAUCGCUUGAUUAUUCCGGUCGUUCGGCCCUCUGGCACGCAGUGAACACCUGCAACUGGCAGUUGCUUUGCCUUCUCGCAAAAUUUCCGCGGGUUCAGACCAACGUCCCUGACCAUCAAGGUGUCAGCCCGUUAGCCCGGGCCGUGAUCCGCAGACGGCUUGACAUUUUCAAUUGGCUUCUUGCUACCUUGCCGCGAGACAUUGCCUAG